Messenger RNA from Uloborus diversus, 6817 nucleotides. RefSeq names its product tyrosine-protein phosphatase 69D-like. Gene Ontology annotation, biological process: protein dephosphorylation. Gene Ontology annotation, molecular function: protein tyrosine phosphatase activity; protein binding. Bases 245 to 4414 code for a protein of 1389 amino acids. The record is from RefSeq and is a predicted model, not a curated record. NCBI's taxonomy places the organism in Eukaryota, Metazoa, Arthropoda, Arachnida, Araneae, Uloboridae. The transcript has 29 exons.
GUUGUGACGUUGAAAGUCGUCGGUCUCUAAGAAACGUGAAGGCAUCAUGCCUUGAACACACACAAGCCGGCCAGAGUUAUUAGAUGCUUCUUAACUUAGUUCAGUGCACAGUAGAGGCAAUCGAUAAAUAUCGAAACGAAAUACAUUUUUGAAAUUAACAUUCGGCUCCUUAAAAAAAAUUGCUCUCCAAAAUUUAUUGGAUGGUGUGUAAAGUGUUUGUUCAAUACUCCGACAGCUCCUAUUAAUGGCUGGUGUACGAAUGCAAGCAGUGAACUUAAGAUUUCUUUGGUUUGUACACGUGCUCGUGCUAUGCAGCCUGACCAAUCAAAUAGCCUGCCUCUCAAUUUUGGAGCACAUAGUGGACCCGCCUGUUGUCAGCAACUGCUCGACUGUCACGUUGACAUGCCGCGUGGAUACUCCCGCCCCCAAUGUCGAAGUAUGGUGGACAUUCCGCGGAGAAAAUGCUUCCAAACUGCCUGACACUACCAUUGUGACUGACAAUGCCGACAAUGGGGAAUGGCAGUUGGAACUGAAAUGCCCCACUCUAGAACAUAAGGGGAGUUACGCCUGUAAUGUGCAGGGUAGAAAUGAGAGCGAAGUUGUCUACAGGAAAGAGGCAUUGCUCAGGAUAUAUGUUCCUGUGACCAUAGAGCUUGAGCAGAACGUCACAUCACAAUUAGCUGGGCACAAUGUUAACUUAACCUGUCUAGUCACUGCUCAUCCAACCGCUACUGUGGAUUGGUAUAAAAAUGGAGAAAUGUUAAACAGCACAGAGACCCGUAAAUCAGUAGAAACACCCGGACUUGACCAAACUACUAUUCUGGCCUCUUUGCAUAUAGAGAACCUCACAAGAGAUGAUAAUGGAACUUACGAUUGUCAAGCAAGUAAUGAAUUUACCAACGCAACAAUGUCACAGGAUUUACUUGUUGAAGAUCCCCCAGAAGUAGAAUUUUUGGAAGAUCAAAUAACUGUACAGAACUCGAGCACAGUUACCUUGCGGUGGCGAGUAGGUUAUGAUGGUAACUUACCAGUAACGCGGUUCAUCUUGGAGAAAAUUACUAAUCAUCCUGAUGAUCAGUCUCUUGGAGAUAUAGCCGUACCCGGUAAUUCUUCUAGCUUCAAUGUAUAUGAACUGCUUCCUGGAGUCGUGUAUCAGUUUACUUUAGUUGCCGAAAAUGAAGCUGGAUUUAGUAAUAAGGUUACUUUGAACGUCUCCAUGCCAGCUGAUGUUCCUCCUAAGGUUUCCUGGGUCCAUAUCCUUGCGUCCACAAAUGAGAGUUUGCUCUUCGGGUGGAGAAGGCCGAAUCACGACAGCGGAGCUAACAUUACUCAUUAUAAAGUUCAACUUAAAUAUUUUAAUGGUACAGUUCGAGAUAAAAAGGAUAUGGGGAUUAACGCUCCUGGAAGAAAUAAUCUCAUGUACAUAUUUGUGACUUUGGAUCCAGGAGAAACGUAUAACUUUCAGGUUCAAGCCUGUAAUUCCAUUGGAUGUGGUCUUUGGUCGGAGCCAUUAGAAGGAACUACAUCUGAUGGAAUUCCAGAUGCCCCGAGAAAUGUCGAAGUUUUUUGUGACCAUGAUUUAAAUAAGGACUUGGAUACCUUGACGGUCAAGUGGGAAGAGCCAGCAAAUCCCAGGGGAACUAUAUUAAGUUACAAUAUUACAAUGUUUGCUAGAGCGCAAUAUCGCAACGACAUUGGCCAAACCGUUGAAGAGAAAACAUCACGGAUUGAAAUUUUUGACGUGAAAUUAAACAAACAAGAAUUCAAAACGGAAAUUUUGCCCAACACUGAAUACGUUGUUCAGAUGUGCACAAUUAAUAGGAGUGGAUGUGGCCCGAUGUCAAAUAUCACUGCCGAAACUCAAUGUAAAUCUCUCGCAAAUGUACCAGCAAGUUUACCCCAAUAUUCAAUGCAAAGAAAAAAUAAUACAUUGGACUGUCAAAUGCUUGAAUUGAAACUUCAAAGAGUUUCAGAAAGAAAUGGAACAAUUUUGUGUUAUAAAGUAGUUAUGAUAAAAUUACCCAAAGGACAAAAUUUAAGCAAAUUGCCUGCCAAUCCUGAACUUGUGCAAUUGUCAACGCAUGAAAAAGUACACAGAAAUGGAGGACAUGGUGCAUAUGUAGCCGAAGCUUUCACAAGUGACGAAUUUGUCAGUGAAGUUGUGAUUGGUGACAAUCAUCAGCGCAACUGUGAAUCUACCGAUACCAUUUCGUAUGACAAAAAGCGACACAUUGUUCAAGAUCCAGGACCUAUAAAAGAUAGUCAAGAAAUGGACAUUGUGCAAGAUGGCAACUUAGCUCCCAGUACAAAUUAUACUGGUUACAUUCUUAUCAAAGUACAAGGACCUAAUGACACAGUAUUAACUAAGACAAGCCCAUAUUUUUAUCCAAUAUUAACUGGUACGCCUCCAACUCAAGCAUCUUCAGAAAGUCCUAUUCUUGUCAUACUUGGAGUAAUUUGUGGUAUCAUAUUGGUCAUUGUAGCUAUUGCACUGGCUCUGUACCUUAUACGCAAAAAACAUGGUCCUCAUUACAUGGAAAAUGGGGAGCGUCUUGGACUUACAGCUUUAAUACUUAGAACUAUUCAUCGCAAUGGUCAUUUGCCUGGAGCUGGACCAUUGUCAAAAGUUCCUAGACUAGGUCCGAUUGCCGCUGAUGAGCUUCCUGCUGCCUUUGUUGAACGACAUGUGGACAGUGAUUUAGUAUUCCAGAGUGAAUUUGAAGCUCUACCUGAUAGCUUUAAAGAUCGAACUACCCAUGCUUCAGAUGCCCCUGAAAAUCUCAGUAAGAAUCGCUAUCCUGACAUCAAAUCAUAUGAUCAAACAAGAGUUAAGUUACCACUUAUUGAAGGCAUUCCUGGUUCAGAUUACAUCAAUGCUAAUUUUAUUGAAGGGUAUAAAGGAAGAAAGACAUUUAUAUGUGCCCAAGGUCCUUUAGAUAGAACAGUCACAGAUUUUUGGAGGAUGCUUUGGGAGCAUCGAGUAACAGUUGUGGUUAUGCUUACUGGAAUUGAAGAGCAUGGUCAGGUGAAAUGUGCCCAGUAUUGGAGUGAUAGUUGUGCAAAAGAGAUUGAAAAGAUGUUCGUUGUUACAGUAAUUAGUACAAAAAGGUAUUCAGAUUAUAUAGUUAGAAGAUUUCAAGUUGAAUAUACCAAAGAUGGUUUAACGGAAGAACGAGAAGUGCUUCAUUUUCAUUUUGUUUUAUGGAAAGAUUUUUUAGCUCCAGAACAGCCAUCUUGGUUGCUACGCUUUAUAAAACGUGUAAAUGAGCAUUAUUGUUCGGACAGAGGUCCACUUCUAGUCCAUUGCAGUGCUGGUGUAGGGCGUACUGGAACGUUUGUUGCCAUUGAUAGCCUAUUACAGCAGUUAGAAGAGGAAGGUCGAAUAGAUGUAUUUAGUCAUGUCAGUACGUUGCGGCACCAGCGAAACUUUUUGGUUCAGUCAUUAAAACAAUACAUUUUUGUGUACAGAGCACUAAUGGAACAUGCACAAUUUGGCGACACAGAAAUUGAAGUUAGACAUCUUAGGGACCACUACGAAAUACUAAAAGAAAAAGUCAGGGAUACUGAUAAAACUGGUCUUUCCAUCGAGUUUGAGAAACUUGGCGAGGUAAUUGAAGAUCCCAAAACCUGUUGCGUCGGAACUAUGGAUAUGAAUGUUGGAAAAAACAGAUAUGAUUUUAUAAUUCCUUAUGAUCUUAACAGGGUCAUUCUACCUCCUUCACCAUCACGUGAUCAUUCUUCAUACAUCAAUGCGUCAUUCAUACAGGGCUACGAUAGAUCGUUGUCAUUCAUCAUAACUCAAGAUCCUUUAGAAUCUACGGUGAUAGAAUUCUGGAGGAUGAUAAAAGAACAAAGCAUUACAACGCUUGUAAUGCUUUCAGAAAUUGGAGAAGGACAAACUAAAUGUCAACCUUACUGGCCAACAGAAGGGCAAGAUAAAGUAUGUGAUUAUAUUGAAGUGACUUUUGAAAAUAGUGAAAAAUUUCCAUUUUAUACCAAAAGAGAAUUCACUGUUAUUAACACAAAAUCAAAAAGUGAAGACAAGCAUACAAUUCAUCAGUUCCAAUUUCAAGAAUGGCCUUGUAGUGCUGGAACCGUUCCCGAAGGUACGCUUGGUUUGAUUACUUUAAUAGAAGAUGUACAGCAAAAUCAAGAAAAACAGAUGGGCAAUGGGCCUAUAACAGUUCACUGCAGUGGAGGAGGGGAUAGGAGUAGCGUGUUUGUUACGCUAAGUGUUCUCAUACAGCAGCUAAAGGCUGAAGAGCGAGUAGAUAUAUUUCAGGCAGCUAGGUAUACUCGUUCACAAAGGCACUGUAUGCUACAAACACUGGCACAGUAUGACUUUUUGUACAGAGGUUUGUUAGAGUAUAUUGUGUCUAGAAAUUUGUGUGAUAUGGGCGACACACAGCUAUGAUACAUUAGACUUAUUAAAUUCCAUCCAUCAUUUACGAUUUCUCUGCCUGUCUUACCUGGCAAUAAUUGGGCCAUCGUGGUCUGUGCUGUCCAGCCAGCAAGUCUGGUGGAGUUGUUGCUCAAGUAGAUGAGUGCCAUUAUUCCAGUUGUAAAUUAUUAAUUGCUGGAUGGCUAUCUGGUAAUAAAGGUGUGCUUGCGCUGAAAGAUGGUAUGCAUUGUUGGAUUACAUGUAUAGUGAAGAAAUUUUAAAGUAUGUGUUCAUGUGUGUAUAAACAGUAUUCUGGUCCUAAAUUAAGAUACCAUGAAAGAUGAGAAAUGUCAUGUUCUCUACACCAUUGACAAUUUUGUAAUUAUUCAUACAGACAGCAUGAUGAGCAAAAUCUCCCAGUUCAUAUGCAUCAUUUAUUUUAUCAUCCAUUGCUUCUAUGAAGGCUCUAGAGCUUUGGUGCUACUAACAUGGAGCAUGGGUGUGUACGUUAGAUGCAAUAAAAUACAUCAAAAUUUCGAUGAAUGAGAAACACCAGCUCAUUGUGGAGUGCCUAAAAUCUCUACCUGCUGCAUUUGUUCAUUUCUGCCAUUAGUGAGGUGCUUCAACUCAUUAGGUGUGUACAUGUAUAUUUAAAAGUGUUUAGUUGUACAUAGAUUAUAUUUUGUAAUUACUGCUGUACAUCACAGCCAUGAUUUUGUUAUUACUUUAUACUACUUUUAUAAAUAUCCAUGAAAGAAAUCAUAAAAAAAACUGUAAAGUUUGUUUUAUGUUAUUUAAGUAUGUUCUUGUCCUUACUCGGUGUAGAUGAAUGUUAUGAGUACUAGUGAAGUUAGAAGGCUUUAAAUUUUACAUUCGAAUGGCAGCUACAAUUUCUGCCAACGUGUUUUCAUCUUUUAUUUUAUUUUGAUUUAGAGAGCAACAUAUCAUAAUGAAACCAAUCAGUAUUUUUUACCUGGUGAUUUUUUUUUUUUUUUUUUUUUUUUUUUUUUUGAAGCAUCAAAUACGCACUCAAAUGCUCUCUCUCAAAAAAAAAGUCCCACCUUCAAGAAUUUUAUACUCUAAUCGUAACAUAUAUCUGCAUAGUUUGUAAAAAUUUUCAUAUCAAUGUUUUUGCAUUAAAAUCGGUUGGUACUUUUCAUGUGGUAAAAUUAUAACUGCUUUUGUUUCUUCCAAAAAAGGUCUUAAUUAAGGAUAUUCAUUGAAAUAAGGAUUUCCUGUUUUAUGCACAUCAGCUACGAAAAUAUUUAUCUCAACUGUUUCUAUCUCAAAAUAAGGAAGAUCUGUGUACCGAGGGUAAUCUUGUACCUACAUUUUUACAUUCAGUUCUCAAUUUUUUUAUUUAGUUAGGUAAGUUAACACACCAAUUGUAACUAUUGCAACCAUUUUUGAAUCCUCGAGGAGCAAGUAGUAACAAGUUAUUAUUAGAGAACUUGUAGUGUUGCUGGAAGUGAACUUCCGUAGCUCAUUUUUUUUAUUUCUGUGCAGAGCGAAGUCAAAAAUGUCUCUUUAAAUUUUAGUUUGACACAUUAAUUACUAAAUACGGUAUUGAAUAAGUUUCCCGUUCAGGUUAAUUUUUCAGUAGAAGUUUCACAUAAAAUCAUUUUUGUUGCACCUUGGGCCAUAUAGUUGCCUCGUACCUAGGUCCACAUCUUUAUGUUAAUAUUUUAAUAAAAAGAUACAUAGUUAGCAGAACGGCAAUGAACACAGCUGAAUUAUAGAAUAAUUUUUUUUAACUAUGAUUUAACGCAUUGUAAUUUAAAAAGUUACCACAUGAUAAACGAAUGCUAUUCGCUGAUAUUGUUACUUUUAUAAAACCCAUGUUUGGUUUCUCAUUCAUUACAGUUUGAACCUUGACUAAUGGUAAUGUACUUAGGUACGUUGACAUUUUACACCUAGGGACGGUUACUACUUUUUCAUAAAACUUUCAAUUGAGUAGAACUUGUCAUUUACAGCAUCAUACUCAAUGGAAUGGUAAUUACUAUAACAAUAUGUGCUAACCAGUUUAACUUUUGAAUAAAUCAGCAGCUGUUUUUGUACAAUGAAAAAAAAAAAGAUUCUUGGUACACAGGACCAAAGUUUUUGUAAAACAUUUCAAGUUAACUAGAAAAGUUUAAAAAUUUUUACAAAAAAUUGCUAAAAACUAACUUAAAAAAAAAACAGUAUAAAGUUGUGAAAUUACUAAGUUGUGAAAGCGGGAAGAAAAUUGGUAAAAAUGGUUAAAAUUAACCAUUAACUAAAACUUGGAAAUCCCUAUUUUUCAGUCGAUAUUCUUUUGGAAACUUGUUACGUCUCCACGAGCGCUGAUAAAUUUAAAAAUGUGUUGUUAUUGAAUCAAAUUAGUGCCAUAUUUAAUAUUAAUUUUAUAUAAAAAUAUAUAUAGAUUGAAAUUCAUGUUAUAUUCUUAUUGUCUUUUUU